AUGUCUUUCGAAACUAGAACCAAAUGGUUCCUGCUGCGUGCAUUCCGCGCAGACACGGCGGAGGAGCGCCUCUUGCGGAUGAACAAAUAUUACGCGUUCAUGCUUGCCGAGAAGAGAAAGCCCCAGCUGCUUCAUGAUCUUGAGAGCUCAGCAGCCAGCUCGGCAGCACCAAUCGCAGCUCCCGCCACUCCUCAAGUCUCGUCGCCGGAGCAGAGCCAGAAGAAAAAAGCCUCCCUAAGAACCAUGCCGAACGAGGUGUUAGACCGCAUCUACGAUUGUCUCUUCCUCCUUGAAAGUACGAAGAGCGUCUACAACAUCGCCGAUCUCCCAUGUCUCACCGUAUGCCACCUAUUCCUCGACGUCGGCAUCCGUAAUCUCCUCCGCAACCAACGAUUCGUCCUCUCAUCCCGCGAAAGAGACGCCUUCCCCCACGCGGUCUGCACCGAAGAAGUCACGCCACCAAACCCUCCAGAAUUCUCCAUGGGCCCCACUGAGAUCACCAAGUAUCCCGAAACCUCAGAGUUCAAGCAGACGGGCGGCCUGCUAGACCUUCGAUCGUUGCUCCGAUUAUUACCACUCAUGUCGAUCCACGAUCCGCUCGCCCACAUCACAAAGCUACGCGUCAAUAUCGACAUCCCAACUCUCAAACUCGAACCAAUCGAGCCCAGCAUGGCCGCAGGACCAGGCACGACCGUCCAUGAGCGCCUUUGCACGUAUCCCCAGGACUUCUCGUCCGUACCAGACCUGGAGAAGGUCAAAUGGUAUUACGCCGAUUUUACGGUGGACAAGGCACAUUAUCACAUGGGUGUCCUCACCAAGCUACCAUUCAGGAGGCUGCGAACGCUGGAGCUCCAUUUCGGGAACAUUGAUGAGCGGAGCAAGGGCCUGCCGGCGAAAUUGCUGGGCAGAUGGAUCGGCUGGUUUCUGUGGGGUAUCAAGAUCAGAGAUAUGGCGAAGGAGGUUGUGGUGGUGGAUGAGGAUCCUAAGUUGAAGGCUUGGCUUGAGGAUGUUAUCCAAACUGGGGGACCGGAGGGUUCAUGA
Messenger RNA from Coniosporium apollinis CBS 100218, 1041 nucleotides. RefSeq lists its product as uncharacterized. The transcript has 2 exons. The record is from RefSeq and is a predicted model, not a curated record. The coding region runs from base 1 to 1041 and encodes 346 amino acids. NCBI's taxonomy places the organism in Eukaryota, Fungi, Ascomycota, Dothideomycetes.